Botrytis deweyae is the source of this 552-nucleotide messenger RNA. RefSeq lists its product as uncharacterized. The record is from RefSeq and is a predicted model, not a curated record. Gene Ontology annotation, biological process: transmembrane transport. The coding region runs from base 1 to 552 and encodes 183 amino acids. Lineage: Eukaryota; Fungi; Ascomycota; Leotiomycetes; Helotiales; Sclerotiniaceae. Gene Ontology annotation, molecular function: transmembrane transporter activity. The transcript is spliced from 2 exons.
AUGAACGAAGAGGCACUAUCAUUCCCUGAACAAGGGAAUUCGGAUUCCCACCCGGAGCCGCACCCCACCAAACGACACGGCUGGCAAUUUUGGGCCAUCUUUCCAGGCUUGUGUCUUGCAUCCGUAUUGUGUGCACUCGAUUCCACAAUCUUAUCAACCGCUUUACCAACCAUUACAGCCGAUUUGAAUUCAUCAUCAAGCUACGUUUGGAUAAUCAAUGCUUAUACAGUUACUUUUACUGCGAUACAGCCAUUUUACGGACAAUUUGCUGAUAUUUUUGGGCGAAAAAGUGCCACUAUAAUAGCAAUAUGUUUUUUCCUGCUGGGUAGCGGUAUUUGCGCCGGGGCAGGUCAUACUAGUAUGCUGAUUAGCGGACGAGCAGUUCAAGGGCUUGGGGGAGGUGGCUUAAGCAUCUUGCCAGCAAUGGUAGUUUGUGAUUUGGUUUCUUUGAGAGAGAGACAGAAAUAUACUGGUUUGAUCUAUGGAGCGUUUGCUAUUGGCACUUUCAUUGGGCCCGUAGUCGGAGGCUCAAUGGUCGAACACAUUGGAUGA